Haliotis rubra (blacklip abalone) is the source of this 2034-nucleotide messenger RNA. Its product is annotated as ankyrin repeat domain-containing protein 50-like. Gene Ontology annotation, molecular function: protein binding. The record is from RefSeq and is a predicted model, not a curated record. The coding region runs from base 153 to 1886 and encodes 577 amino acids. Lineage: Eukaryota; Metazoa; Mollusca; Gastropoda; Lepetellida; Haliotidae. The transcript has a single exon.
GGAAUGAAUGGGCGGACACCCGUGAUGAUUGCGGCAAUGUAUGGACACAGGGCGUGUUAAAAGUACUUGUUGAUAAUGGUGGUGAUGUAUCACUUGUGGACUCUAAUGGUGAAAACGUCCUCCAUGCGGCGUGUCGGGGUGGAAGUAACAACAUGGUGCUCCAUUUUCUCUCUAAACGCAUCUCCCGUAUCAACAGUAAAUCAGGCAACGGACAGACGCCAUUGAUGCUUGCAGCAGAGGGAGGUCACAGAGGUGUGUUCGACUUGCUGGUCAGUAAAGGAGCUGACCUGUCGCUAAAAGACACUAGCAACAAUAACAUACUUCACAUGGCGUGUCGUGGUGGAUGUGUGGAGAUUGUACGGCGUGUCAUCUCCGACAACAUUUCUGGAAUCAACAGUACAGGAAGCAAUGGACGCACACCGCUGAUGGUUGCAGCAGAGAGGGGUCACACAACAGUAAUUGGUGUACUUAAACAGCAUGGGUGUGAUUUGUCUGUGACUGAUGCCGAUCGCAACAACCUCCUCCACAUAGCCUGUCUUGGAGGCCAUGAUGAGACGGUGCUGCACGUCCUCAGUCUGGAUCUGUUUGACAUCAACUGUCGGGGGAAGGGGGGACGGACGCCACUCAUGGUGGCAGCUUUAGCGGGAAACAGACAAGUGUUUGAUGUCCUCGUACGUAAAGGCGGUGACCCAUCCUUGGUGGACGAUGACGGUAACAACAUCCUUCACAUCGCUUCCUUGGGAGAUGAUGUAGAAAUGGUGAAAUACGUCCUCUCACUGAGUAAUGCUGACAUCAACAGCAGAGGCAGGUAUGGGAGGACUGCGGUGAUGCUAGCUGCCGAGUCUGGACAUCGAGAUGUGUUUUACUUUCUUGUCUGUAAAGGAAGUGACCUGGGAUGUGUUGACGACAACGGCGACAGCAUCCUUCAUGUUGCCUGUAUUGGAGGACACGUGACGAUGGUGGAGUGCAUCAUAUCUCUGGACAUCGUAGACAUCAACAGUGGAGGUCAGUACGGGGGAACGCCGCUGAUGGCAGCAGCUGAGGGGGGACACAGAGACGUGCUGGACUUGCUCAUCAGUAAAGGUGGUGACGUGUCUCUGGUGGAUGACUACAACAACAACAUCCUCCACGUGGUGUGUAUCGGCGGCAACGCCGACAUUGUGAAGUAUGUCCUGUCCAAGCAUGUCGUGGACAUCAACAGCAGAGGCGAGUACGGCCGAACCCCUGUCAUGAUCGCCGCUCGCUGGGGUCAUAAAGGAGUGUUUGACCUGCUGGUCAGCAGAGGCGGCGAUGUGGCACUGGUCAGUGACCACGGGGACAACAUCCUCCAUGUGGCUUGCUAUGGAGGUCACGUGGACAUGGUGAAGCACAUCCUGUACAAAUACCAUGUAAACCUGGACACCAGGAACCAGUACGGGCGGACGGCAGUGAUGGUCGCGGCACGCAUGGGUUAUGUCAGCGUGGUGGACCUUCUGAUCAGACGGGGAGCCGAUGUGUCUCUCGUGAAUGACGAAGGCGAUAACCUGCUGCACGUUGCCUGCAGCGGCGGCCACCUGGCGAUGGUGGAGUACGUGGUACUGCGCGACUUGGUCGACAUCAACUGUACAGAACUCCUGGGAAUGACACCGCUCAUGUUGGCAGCAAAGCAUGGGCACAUUAAGGUGUUUGACUUUCUCGUCAGUGAAGAAUGUGACGUGUCUGUGUUGACAGUGAAUGGGGACAACGUCCUCCAUGUUGCAUGCAGUGGAGGGAAUGAGGGGAUGGUGAACCACAUCAUCCAGAUGGACAUGGUCGACGUGGAGGCGAGAAACCACUUCGGGUCUACAGCUGCCAUGGUAGCCAGAGAACAGGGUCACCAGUCUCUCUCCGACAGCAUGUCCACGUGAUGCUGGUCAUCUCUGUCCACUCUGUCCCAGCUGGACAUCCACCCAUAUGAUGAGAAGUACAGAUCCCUGGUGACGGGAAAAUAGUUCUAUAUAGUAUCAAAACUGCAAAUAUUUCGAUUUCGUUGUCCUUUUGUUUCCUGUUUUACUA